CCUCCUCCGUGCUCCAGCGCCCGCUGGCUGCCUGUCAUUCGUCCGAAGCCAGCCGGUGCGAUCGUGGCGCUGACGGAGUGGAGCAGCGAGAGCCGCAUGUAAAUGAACACCUCCACCUUCGAGCAGCUGUCACCUGAGGAUCCAGCGGGGCGCACCGACUGUCCCGUCCCCGCUCCGUCGGCGAGCUGACCUUAAACAUCUCGUACGGAGAGAAAGAGGUUAAACUGCACUACUUUGGAGCACAAACGCUGACCAAUAAUCGCUGCCGUGUGGCGCCGCCGUCUCUCGCUACAACACGCCCGGUCGUCUCUGUGUUCAGAAGAGCGCCUCUCUGCCGACCCCUGCUGAUCAUGCGGAGCGUGUGUGCGGUGGUCCUGGCACUCGCCGCUGCCACCCUCAGCUGGGCGGACUCGGACACACACAGGCCGAGACAUGACUCCAACCUGGAGAUCUACAAGCGACUGUUUGAGACCAAGAGGAAAGAUCAGCUGAACGCGCUCAAGAAUCUGGUAGAGCUGAACGACAUCAAUCAGCAGUACAAGAUCAUAGACAUCAUGCUCAAAGGACUCUUCAAGGUGUUAGAGGACUCCAGACAAGUCCUGGUUGCAGCCAAUAUGCAGCCUGACGACCCUUUCCCAAUGGACGAUAAGAUCAAAGAAGCUUACUCCCAUGUGGUGGAGAAUACAGCAUUUUUUGGCGACGUGGCGUUGCGUUUCCCACGCAUUGUCCACCACUACUACGACCGGAACUCUGACUGGGGAGGCCUGCUGCGCUGGGGGCUGAACUUCUGUAACCAGACAGGGGUUUUCACAGGAGGAGCCCACCAGCACGUCCUCACACUUAUGUCACAGGAGCUGGGAAUAACAGAGAAAGCCCCAGACUUUAUAAACCCGUACCGCACAGAGAGAGACGAUGUGCUUCACACUGCCGAGGCUUUCCAGAAGAUCCUGAGGGAGGAGGAGAAGAGGAGGAGGAAAGAAGAGAAGAGGAAAGAAAUCAGGAAAGGCCCUCGCAUCUCCCGCUCCCGCACCGAGCUAUAGCGCUGCCCCUCAGUGCUUGUGGUAGAGCAGAGGAGAGGGAAGAGGAAGGAUGGAGCAUACGCACAGUCCACAAGGGGUGGCUUGACUUGUAGACUCCGACGACAGUGCAGGAAAUCAAAGCUGUCAUCACUUGUACAAAAGCCAGGUGCUCUGUCGAAAACGAGUGGAAACCUCAAACUGACUCAAAAAAAAAGUGAAGUGGAGGUUUGUCAGUUUCUGGCAAAAGCCUGAAUUGCUGUACAUCUACAGCGAUUUAUAAUUGGAAAAUCUAGCGUUGUGUAAGAGGUAAAAGACAUCUCGGAAUAGGAGUUGAUAAGGGAAACUCAUUUUUGAUAACUUGAGUAUUACAUAACUGUACUUUGGAAUAUAAUUCAUUUUAGUAUAAUACAUUUGCUUCACAACUUUGCAGAACCCCACUGUAUUGUGUCUGGUCUAGAUUUAAUGUGUUUAAAACCCAUAUGCUUCAAUUACAUGUGGUUGCCAAAUAUAGAUUUGACCUCACCUCAUUCAAUUUGGCCUGUUUCUGGUUAGGUUAAGCUUGAAUUGAUGAUGGAAUACAAUUUCAUUUUUGUUUCCUUUUUUUUGCUCGAGCUGAGCUUUAUUAGAGAGAUUUCCAGAGGGAUGUUUGUGAAUAGGCAGAUUAAGUUUUUAUUGCUGCUGAAACUUUGAAGGAAGAAUCCUAUGUUUUGUUUCCCCAAAGGGUAAUAUAAUGGUAUAUGAAUUAGUUCCUUUUUUGUAUGUAUUUUUGAACAAUUCUUAUUUUAUCACCAUUCAAUGGGAUCAUCUGUGAACUUUCCUUUGACAUUUUUUGCCCAUCUCUCUGUGUAGUUGUUUCACUUAGUUAGUAAGAAUUAUUUUAUCUUGUUGGAAGAAUCUCUCACCCAGAAAUACAAUAUAUGAACCUGUUUCUGUGUUAAAUAUUUUGUUUUUUUUGUUUUAGUCUUUUUCUUUUUUAUCUUUUAUGGACUUUGAAAUAUUUUAAUGGGUUAGAUCUAUGGAAUUGAGAUUGAUGUAAUUCUGAAAUAGUAUUACGACUGUUAUAAAACUAUAUGUAUAUUCAGAGAAAGAAUAUCAUUGCUGCAGAAUGAACAAGCCAUUUUGUUAUCAAAUUUAAUGAAAUAAAGUGACUGA
This is a messenger RNA of Morone saxatilis (striped sea-bass), 2171 nucleotides long. RefSeq names its product coiled-coil domain-containing protein 134-like. Lineage: Eukaryota; Metazoa; Chordata; Actinopteri; Moronidae. The record is from RefSeq and is a predicted model, not a curated record. Bases 351 to 1040 code for a protein of 229 amino acids. The transcript has 7 exons.